AGACGAGUCUCCGCGCUGCAGGAAUGAAAGGCACUUCUCCUACGUCGUUUGCCCAGCGCUCGACCUUGGCUUUUUAUUUCUUUAUUUUUUUUUCCUGUUUGAGAACUGCAGAGUGUGGAGAGGUCCCGCCCUUCCGCGCCCGGGGCGCCCCGCCCGCCCACCGGCCCAGUCCCUGCUGCUUUCCGGACGGCGGUGGAGGCCCUGGCGGCGGCGGCGGCGGCGGCCCACGGUGCCCAUGGCGCUGCCAGCCUGGCUGCAGCCCAGAUUCAAUGGUUGACACUUUUUAUGCUAUUGGACUUGUAAUGCAACUUUGCCAAUCCAUUUCUGUCCUGGAGUUACUGCACAUAUAUGUUGGCAUUGAAUCAAGCCAUCUUUUCCCAAGGUUUUUGCAGCUCACAGAGAGAAUCAUCAUUCUUUUUGUUGUGAUCACCAGUCAAGAAGAAGUUCAAGAGAAGUAUGUGGUGUGUGUUUUGUUCAUCUUUUGGAAUCUAUUGGAUAUGGUUAGAUACACUUACAGCAUGCUAUCAGUCAUCGGAAUGUCAUAUGCUUUCUUUACAUGGCUCAGCCAAACACUAUGGAUGCCAAUUUAUCCUCUGUGUGUUCUUGCUGAAGCAUUUGCCAUAUAUCAGUCUCUGCCUUACUUUGAAUCACUUGGCACUUAUUCCACCAAGCUGCCCUUUGACUUAUCCAUCUACUUCCCAUAUGUGCUAAAAAUAUAUCUCAUGAUGCUCUUUAUAGGUAUGUAUUUUACCUAUAGUCAUCUUUACUUAGAAAGAAGAGAAGUCCUCAGCAUCUUUCCCGUGAAAAAGAAGAAAAUGUGAAGAAGAGCAUUCCAGUGUGCAUGACAAAAGACAAGCUUGUGGAUUCAGCUGCAGGAAAUACAACACGGGAAAGUAUUCUGGUGGAAAAAUACCUACUAUUGGACAAAAAUUCAUGACAUGAAAUAAUUGCAUUUAUCCCUUAAACUAUCUAGACAUAUCACAGCAAUCAAUGUUUCUUGCACAUUGUAUUUUCAAAUAUACCUUGCAUUCCCUAUAUCACCAAAGCUGUGGAUUUGAUACAAGUUGCAUUUAUAUUGUAUGAAGUAUGUUUUCCUGUAAGAUUAAUGAGAAAAAGGAAAUUGACUGAAGUAAAUUCAAUUAUAUUGAGAAACUA
Messenger RNA from Oryctolagus cuniculus (rabbit), 1155 nucleotides. It is a transcript of the gene HACD4, whose product is annotated as 3-hydroxyacyl-CoA dehydratase 4. Lineage: Eukaryota; Metazoa; Chordata; Mammalia; Lagomorpha; Leporidae. The record is from RefSeq and is a predicted model, not a curated record. Gene Ontology annotation, biological process: sphingolipid biosynthetic process; fatty acid elongation; very long-chain fatty acid biosynthetic process. Gene Ontology annotation, cellular component: endoplasmic reticulum membrane. Gene Ontology annotation, molecular function: 3-hydroxyacyl-CoA dehydratase activity.